AUGUCAAACUCGAACUCAAACUCGAACACAAUUGCCUCUUCAAAAUCAAUCGAAGAAACCUAUAUUAAACUAUCACCUAUUGAACACGUACUUAAAAGACCAGACACUUACGUUGGUUCUGUAGAAGCUGUCACAGAAAAACAAUGGAUUUAUAAUUCUGAAGAAGAUAAACUUGAAUACAAAGAGAUUACUUAUGUCCCAGGAUUCUUUAAAAUAUUUGAUGAAAUACUCGUUAAUGCUGCUGAUAAUAAGGCUCGUGAUCCUUUAAUGAAUACAAUCAAAGUCAACAUCGAUAAAGAAAAAGGACAUAUUUCAAUAUACAAUAACGGUAAAGGAAUUCCAAUCGAAAUUCACAAGGAUCUUAAUGUUCAUGUGCCUGAAAUGUUGUUUGGUCAACUUAUGACUUCAUCAAACUAUGACGAUGAUGUAAAAAGAAUCACCGGUGGAAGAAAUGGUCUUGGUGCAAAAUCUGCAAAUAUUUUCAGCACCAAAUUCACUGUUGAAACUGCUGACUCAAAUCAGAAAAAGAAAUAUGUCCAAAAUUUUUCAGAAAACAUGAGAAAAACUGAUAGUCCAAAAAUCACUGCUUACAAUAAAAAAGAAGAAUACACCAAGAUAUCAUUUAAUCCUGAUCUUGAAAAAUUUGGAAUGACUGAAUUUACUGAUGAUACUGUUGCUUUGUUGAAUAAACGAGUAUAUGAUACGGCUGGAGUAGUAAAAGAUGUCAAGGUUUUCCUUAAUGAUAAACGUAUACAAGUUAAAAAUUUCAAGGAAUAUGUUCAAAUGUAUCUGAAAUCGGUAAAUGCAGAUGCUGCAUCAUCAAAAAUUAGUGUUGUGCAUGAAAAAUUUGGUGAACGUUGGGAGGUUGUCAUUGCACCUAGUGUCGAAGGUCAAUUCCAACAAGUAAGCUUUGUAAACAGUAUUUGCACAUCUAAAGGUGGACUUCACGUUAAACAUGUUACUGAACAAAUCACCACAAAACUUGCCGAACAUAUUGAAAAGAAAAACAAAGAUCUUAAGGUCAAGCCCCAGCAACAACCUGGUUUCUUGCAAGAGUUCAUCACGCCAAUUGUGAAAUGUUCAAAAAAUAAAACAAGUAUACCAUUCUAUACAUUACGAGAGCUUGAGGAAUGGAAAAACAGUUUAUUCAAUGGUAUAAACUCUGAAUAA
This is a messenger RNA of Entrophospora sp. SA101, 1170 nucleotides long. NCBI's taxonomy places the organism in Eukaryota, Fungi, Glomeromycota, Glomeromycetes, Entrophosporales, Entrophosporaceae. The record is from the annotation of a GenBank genome assembly.